CCCAGCCCGGCAGGUCCAACACCACCUCCCGCCACACCGAGGUCUCAACCCCUAGUGUCCUACCUGAGGAUACCUGUUACAGGCUCCUGCUGCCACCUGUCCUUCCGCGCAUCUGACGACCUGUAACUCUACUGAUGUGAGCGUCUGCCUUCCUGACCCCACCACCGCUGCCGUCCUCCCUGGGCAGACGAGCAAUAUUCCAAAUUUGGGAACAUAUUUUCCGUGUGAGAGGAGGAAGUGGGGGGAGCCGGGAGUGCCUCAACGUCCGGGACUCUUCACAGGUGUCACCUUCCGUCCGCACUUGACUGAUCCUCCAGUGUGUGACAACUGAACUGAGAAUUUCUCCAGUCAAGUUAUUACUUAACCCAACAACUGUCAACUCUAAUAUCUUACCGACUGUAAAGGGCGCUUCUCUGAAGAGACACAAAGCGUCCUUCAGUACUCCGGAUAUUUUAUAAAGUUAAGUGAUUCGAACUUAAUAAGGAAGUGAUCGAAGCAGUACCUCUGGCAGGAUGAUGGUGAAGGGUGACCACUGUUCCUCCAGCAGCGCAGCCUCGGAGGAGAAGUAUGGUCUGCGUCCCAGAACUAUCAUCAAGAGGCUACAGCAAGAAAGAGUUCGUCAGGAGGUUCCCAAGAGGGCGGCGAGGCCCAAGUCGAGGCCGGCGCCGCUGUCCAAGUAUCGGAGGAAGACUGCCAAUGCCCGAGAACGUCACCGAAUGAAGGAAAUAAACAACGCGUUCGAAUCUCUUCGUAAAGUUCUUCCUGACGUCAUGGAAGUUGAGGCAGCUUCGUCUUCCCUGACCAAGAUCACGACCCUCCGCCUCGCUGUCAACUACAUCAGGACCCUGUCUCACCUGCUGGAGGGCGGCGGUGUCUCCUCUUUAGAGAACUCCCUCUUAGAGAACUCCCUGCAGCAGUCCCUGCAAUGUUCUUUAGAGAACUCCCUGCAGCAGUCCCUGCAAUGUUCUUUAGAGAACUCCCUGCAGCAGUCCCUGCAAUGUUCUUUAGAGAACUCUCUGCAGCAGUCCCUGCAAUGUUCUUUAGAGAACUCCCUGCAGUGUUCUUUAGAGAACUCUUUACAGUAUUCUCUAGAGAACUCCCUACAGCGUUCCUUCUGCAGGACGACACCUCCACCAGACAACACCGUCACCGCCUUCCACUACCAGUAUUCGACGCCGCCCCUGAGCCAGCAUUUCCUCCCUGAGGCGCCUCUUUUUUCGAGUUAUUACUCCACCUCCAGUCACAACUCAGCCACCAGCUCGCCCUCCACAAUACGAGGAUCACUCAGCAGUGCCAGCGACCUCGAGGACCUCCUCUCCGACGACUCGGGUCUGUUGGAGGACAACCUCGAUGUCUUCCAUGACAUCCCCACCUUGAGUGUUGCUGAUCCCCUCGACGUCCUCCUGGGAGCUGAGAGGGACGCCCUCGUCUUCACCACCGAGCUGUGUAACUAACCUCGGCCAUAGUGUGUGUGUGUGUGUGUGUGUGUGCGUAGGUCGUUACCGCAGCAAGAGGCUCUUCCCUCACCAGCUCAGGUGUGUUAUUACACCUCAGAAAUUAUUGUAAGGUGUGGACAGUGCUCACCUUUCUCCUAAUUACAUGUACUUAGUGAUGAGGUAAAUGUAAUUACCGAGUACUUAGGCAUAUGUUACCUGUACUAAAAUACAGGUGCGCGCUUGUCCAGCGGACGUGUGUGUGUAUGUGUGUGUGUGUGUGUGUGUGUGUGUGUAUGUGUGUGUGUAUGUGUGUGUGUGUCUGUGUGUGUGUCUGUGUGUAUGUGUGUGUGUCUGUGUGUAUGUGUGUGUGUGUGUAACUAGUCAGGCAGUUCUGUUCCCUCCCGCCCGGUGAGGAGGACAACAGGGAAGGACUCAACCACUUACAGUGUUGAACAAGACAUUACUAACAUCACAACGGUAAUACAGUGUGUCUCAGAACCACCACGCUACAGUGUGUCUCAGAGCCACCACGCUACAGUGUGUCACAGAACCACCACGCUACAGUGUGUCUCAGAGCCACCACGCUACAGUGUGUCACAGAACCACCACGCUACAGUGUGUCACAGAACCACCACGCUACAGUGUGUCUCAGAACCACCACGUUACAGUGUGUCACAGAACCACAUGUGCAAUUCUAGUCUAAUGUGCCAUAUUUUGUGUCACCCGGUAUUAAUGGUCACGUGAUCUAGCCGCGUUUGUUGUUGUUGUUGUUGUUGUUGUCAUAAUACAUCACAUGUGUGACUUUUCAAAAUAUGUAAUAUGACAAAAAAAGUAAUUUCUUUCUCACUAAUAAUGUAUCAAUAUGUUACAGGAGAUAAUUAUGUAAGAUGAAUUAAUUACAUAAUACAUGAUAUGACAACAUCCAUAUUGUGUGUGUGUGUGUG
This is a messenger RNA of Homarus americanus (American lobster), 2380 nucleotides long. Its product is annotated as helix-loop-helix protein delilah-like. The record is from RefSeq and is a predicted model, not a curated record. The transcript has a single exon. Gene Ontology annotation, molecular function: protein dimerization activity. The coding region runs from base 513 to 1454 and encodes 313 amino acids. NCBI's taxonomy places the organism in Eukaryota, Metazoa, Arthropoda, Malacostraca, Decapoda, Nephropidae.